Gadus morhua (Atlantic cod) is the source of this 2686-nucleotide messenger RNA. Its product is annotated as tyrosine-protein phosphatase non-receptor type 7-like. The record is from RefSeq and is a predicted model, not a curated record. Gene Ontology annotation, biological process: protein dephosphorylation; signal transduction. Gene Ontology annotation, molecular function: protein tyrosine phosphatase activity; protein kinase binding. Lineage: Eukaryota; Metazoa; Chordata; Actinopteri; Gadiformes; Gadidae. Gene Ontology annotation, cellular component: cell junction; cytosol; plasma membrane.
UGUGUGUGUUGAGUGAGAGAGAGUGGGUGUAUUAGAGGAAGUGGAGAGGGUAGAAUAUGAGACGAACUCAAGAAGAGAAGUCAGAGAAGAGGAGAGCUAAGGAAGCGGAUUGUUGCUGACUUCCUGUGAUGUAACUUCCUCUAAGAAUCAGUCUGUCUUGGCCAGCAGGUGAAAGUAUCCCUUUGGCACGUCCCCUGCUCAGUCUGCUGUAUCUAUUGGAUGAGCUCACCUGUCAGUCCCUGCAUGAGUUCCAGCCCCCCGGGAUGUAGGUGGCUGAUAGCUGCCGACCUCUGACACAAACACACACACACACACACACACACUCACAAACACAAACACAUGCAAAUGCGCACACACACACACACACACACACACACACACACACACACACACACACACAAGCACGCACAUUCGCACUAUGAGCACUCCGGCUGAGGUGGUACAACCAUCACGUGCUCCGACCAGACCUCAGAGUCGUCUCCUGGACAGGCGGGGCUCCAACUUGUCACUGCUGUUGGAUGUGACCAGCUUGGGGGAGGAGCCUGUGUGUUCUGUCUCCACCCCCAAGGAGGUGUGGCUACAGCUUUUACACACUGCCUCACGACCACUCACACACACAGAGCUGCAGCUGGCCGCCCUGGACACAACCACAUUGAACACAGAAUACCAGAAAAUUCCUCCAAACUUUGUGAACUCUGAAGAACUUAACAUCCCCGGGCACGCAAUCAAGGACCGCUACAAAACCAUCCUGCCUAACCCUGACAGCCUGGUGGUCCUCGGGAGCCUACAGGAAGAGGCGGGACCAGAGGGGGCGGGACCGGAGCGCUACAUCAACGCUAACUACAUCCGGGGAUACAGGGGGGCCCUGAAGGCCUACAUAGCGACCCAGGGCCCGAUGCUCCACACCCGGGGGGACUUCUGGGACAUGGUGUGGCAGGAGGGGAGCCGGGUGAUCGUCAUGGUGACCAGACUGAAGGAGGACAAGGAGAAAUGUGAGCAGUACUGGCCAGCCCCAAGAGGAGGAGAGGAGGAGGAGGAGGAGGAGGAGGAGGAGGAGGAGGAGAAGCAGAGUGAUGGAGAGGGCUGGUUUGGAAGGUUUCUCCUCAGAGUGAUUGACAGGAAGAUGGAUGAGCAUGUGACCGUCACUGACCUCGAGAUACAGCUGUCCUCAGAACGCCGUGUGGUCAGACAUUAUUGGUUCACGUCUUGGCCGGACCACCAUGUCCCAGAAUCCACUGCUCCUCUGCUGCGAUUGGUGGAGGAGGUGGAGACUUAUAACAAGUCCCUCCCACCAGCCAGCAAGCCAAUCAACAGCCCUGUACCAACAUGUCAACCAAUCAUUGUUCACUGCAGUGCGGGGGUGGGGCGGUCCGGCUGUUUCCUGGCCGCAAGCCUGUGCUGCCAGCAGCUCAGAGAGACAUCUCAGCUCGACGUCCUGGAGACCGUUUCCCAGCUGCGCCUCGACAGAGGUGGUAUGAUCCAGACGGCCGAGCAGUACCUGUUCCUCUACAGCGUGAUGGCCCAGUUCAGCAGGCAGCUCACACUCUGCCAGGAGCAGGAGACCCCGAUCCUGGACCAGGUCCAGAGCAGACCCGUGGACCAGGACCUCCUGGGACCCCCAGACCUCCUUCUGACUCCCCAGCUCCAGGGUCUCACGCUGGAAGCUCCCCCUCUGAGGAACCCUGGAGAACAGAUGGAGAACCCCCCUGGGGGUCCGGAGAACCCUGGAGAUCCCGGGAGACCAACCUAGACCCACUUAGAGCCCAAGAGGACCCUAAAGACCAUCUAGACCCACCCAGAGCCCAAGAGGACCCUGAAGACCAUCUAGACCCACUUAGAGCCCUACCCUGAAGACCAUCAGCCCCACUUAGACCCCUACCUUGAAGACCAUCAGCCCCACUUAGACCCCUACACUGAAGACCAUCUAGACCCACUUAGACCUCUACCCUGAAGACCAUCUAGACCCACUUAGACCCCUACCCUGAAGAACAUCAGCCGCACUUAGACCCCUACCCUGAAGACCAUCUAGCACCACUUAGACCCCUACCCUGAAGACCAUCAGCCGCACUUAGACCCCUACCCUGAAGACCAUCAGCCGCACUUAGACCCCUAGAGGACCCUUUUUCUACUGAUGAAGUACGAUGUAUCUAGAGAUGCUACAAUACCACUUUUUUCCUUCCGAUACCGAGCAUCGGCCGAUAAAGAGUUUAUACCGAUACAGGCAGCAUCUAGCAUUGUAACCAACAAUAGCCCCUGUUCUUAUUGAAGGGUUCUCUUACGAUGACAUCAAAUUAUAGUCGGUUCAUUUACAUUUAUAAUACACAAUUCGAAUAAUACAUUUGUAUUCGCUUAGUUACCAGUUUCCCAUUCCGACUUUCCACCGUUAACGAACGCAGCAUAACACUGCACGUGUUUGUGAUGUUCUUUCUCUGAUGUCGUGUGACGGUAUUGGAUCGGCACAAUGACUUAGACGGCGUACUCGCCGGUACCCGGAUGUAUCGGAGGAAUUUCCGAUGCUGGUAUUGGUAUCCGGAAAACUCUAAUUGUAUCUAUUGCUAAAGGACAUUGUAUCUAUUGAGGAAAUUUAUUAUAUCUAUUGAUAAAGAACAUUGUAUCGAUUGAUGAAAUUCAUUGUAUCUAUUGAUAAAGAUCAUUGUAGCUACUGAUAAAGUACACGGUUAAAGUA